AUAAAAAAGAAAGACAGAUCACACGUUCAUUUGAUAAUUUAAUUCCUCAAAUCGAGCGUGUCGACCGUAUGAUGGGAUGGUCACAUUAAACUUGGCCCUUGCUAUUUCAUCUUGCCGGAAAUCUUGAUCCACUCGCUAUCCUCACAGAUCAUGAGGCCAAGAACUUGAUGAAAGAAAAGAUGAAGAAGGGCGAUCAUGUUUUAUUUUAUCAUUCAAAUUGCAAAGUUCCCGGAAUCGCUGGAAUUGCUGAGAUUGAUAAAGAAGGCUAUCCAGAUUUCACUGCCUUUGAUCCAUCCCACCCUUACUAUGAUCCCAAGUCAGUGGAAAGUACGCCAAUUUGGUUCAUGGUCGAUGUCAAAUUUGUUUCUCGUCUCCCAAGUUUCGUGCCUCUCAAACUGCUACAGAAUUUGGUCAACGGGAAAGUAAGCCCACCUGAUUACCUGACCUCGAAAGACUUACAAGCGAUCAAAGACAUGCCGCUCUUAAACCGAGGCAGACUCUCUGUCCAGCCGGUAUCAGUAGAAGCUUUUGAGGUGGUCAGAAACUUGGGUGUCAACGGCGGAUGGCCGUCUGUGGAGAUAAAAGCAGCCCGGUCGUCUAGCAAAGUAACAACACACGAGCCUGCUCAAUCCGAUGGCACGAGCCCGGACGAUCCCCAAUCUAGUAAACGCAAAGCCCCAGCUCGUGAAACCCCCGCUCGUCGCAGUAAACGCUCCAAAAAAUGAAAAACUCUGAUCAUGUAUUCUUUCUUUAUCGAGUUUAAUUGCAUCACAAUUAUCAUACCAAAUUCAUCCCGGAGCCCAUGACUUAUCCCUACA
This is a messenger RNA of Puccinia graminis f. sp. tritici CRL 75-36-700-3, 818 nucleotides long. RefSeq lists its product as uncharacterized. The transcript has 4 exons. Gene Ontology annotation, cellular component: nucleus. The record is from RefSeq and is a predicted model, not a curated record. NCBI's taxonomy places the organism in Eukaryota, Fungi, Basidiomycota, Pucciniomycetes, Pucciniales, Pucciniaceae. Bases 168 to 725 code for a protein of 185 amino acids.